AUGGUUGAUGUGGAAGGGUCAGUACUCACAAUCAUGGUCAUUCUCAUCCGUAUGGCCAUCCCACGUGCCAAUCCCAGCGUGGAGCGUGGGCUGCUGACAGUCUCUGCCACCCCCACAAAUUCCCCUCAUUGCCAUCCCCUCGCGGUUCAAACCUCUCUCUAUUUUUUCAACAUGGAAGAGGGAGAUCAAAAGGAGCUUCAGCUUCUCCCUUCACAGCUUUCCAUAGCUUCUUCUUCUUCUUCCUCAUCUUCUUUAUUAUUGUCGCGGCCGAUGGAUUCUUCAUUGAGGUACAAAUCAGUGGUGUCUGAUCAUCAUCAUCAUCAUCAUCAUCAGUUUGGAGGGCCAUCACUAGACUUGCAACUAUCCAUAAGUGUUAGGCCAAUCCAGGCACCAUCUAAUUGCGUUUUAACAGGUCCCAUUUGUGAUUUCAGCGAUGCAAAAAAGGACACGAGCUGCGUUGAGGCCUUGAAAUGGCAGGCUGCUGAGCAAAUUAAAUUGGCAGCUAUUGAAAAGGCCUACGCGGAGAGAGUAAGGGACCUAACAAGGAAGGAGAUGGAGUUGGCGCAGUCAGAGUUUGCAAAGGCUAGGCAUAUGUGGCAAAGAGCUAGAGAGGAGGUUGACAAAGCUGAGAGAUUGAAAGAGAAAGCUACAAGGCAGAUGGAUUCUACGUGCAUGGAGAUCACUUGCCAGUCUUGCAGGCAAAGGUUCAAGCCUUGA
This is a messenger RNA of Dovyalis caffra, 717 nucleotides long. The record is from the annotation of a GenBank genome assembly. NCBI's taxonomy places the organism in Eukaryota, Viridiplantae, Streptophyta, Magnoliopsida, Malpighiales, Salicaceae.